AUGUAUCCCUUCCAUCGCCUGCCCUUCCUCGUACCGGUCGCUGAGAUGCCGCGCAUUCGCACACGACACAUUCUGAUAUGCACAAUUACCAUACUAUGGAUUUAUUACUUCCUCCCACGCGAUGAAGCUGUACCCUUUAUAUCUCGCCGCUUCUCCAAGCGCGAUACAGACGCAUUGGCACGAUACAUGAACGAUCCGUCUCAUCGAUCGAAUAUCACAGCGACCAAAAGCAGCUUCGAUUGGCUUUCUGUGAAUUUCACAUACCCACCGCCACGCACGCCGAGACUCCCAGCACCCGUGACGAAGCGUCCACGCAUACAAGCUCGAUUCAAGACCGACUCGCAGGAGGCCGCAGCCAUCCAAGACAAGAGGAGGAGAGAAGUCAAAAGAGUGUUUGGAAAGAGCUGGGCUAGUUACAAAAAACAGGCAUGGAUGAAGGAUGCGCUCAAGCCCAUCAGUGGGCAGGAUGUCAACCAGUUUUCUGGCUGGGCGGCGACGCUGGUAGACACUUUGGAUACGCUUUGGAUGAUGGGACUGCGCGACGAAUUCUACGAGGGCGUAGAGGCGGUGGCGACGAUCGAUUUUGGCCAGAGUACUGCACCGGCUGUCAACAUGUUUGAGACGUGUAUACGAUAUCUAGGCGGUCUGAUUGCUGCAUACGAUCUCAGUGGCCACAAGGUUCUGAAAGAAAAGGCGAUUGAGGUUGGGAACCUGCUGUACGCUGGUUUCAACACUGAGAACGGCAUGCCAGUCGAUUUCAUCAAUUUCGAGGCGGCGAAGACCGGGGAGGGGCUUUCCGUGGAGGGCCAAGUUGUGAGCGCGAGUCCUGGAACCAUUACCCUGGAGUUCAGCCGACUGAGCCAGAUCACUGGAGACGACAAAUACUACGCAGCAGUCUCGCAGGUCAUGGAUGUUUUCCGCCAAGGUCAGAAUGAGACAAAGUUGCCUGGAAUGUGGCCGAUGUAUGUAGGAAUGGCAGCCAAAGACGUUGUAUCUGGCUUUCAAUUUACCAUUGGGGGUAAUGCAGAUUCUCUGUACGAGUAUCUACCCAAGGCGUUUGCGUUGCUUGGAUCAGCAGAUCCAAGUUCGAAAAAGUACGAGGAUAUGGCACGCUUCUUCAUGGACACGGCGAUGGAAAACCUCUUCUUUCGACCCAUGAUACCCGAAGAAGAGUAUGACAUCCUGAUUUCUGGAAAUUGCGACGUCCUCGAAGAUGGACCACGCCUUGAUCCUGAGAGUGAACAUCUUUCCUGCUUUAUUGGAGGUCUUUAUGCCCUAGGUGGACGACUAUUCGAGAAUAAAAAAUACCUCGAGAUGGGCGUAAAGCUAGCACGAGGCUGUGCAUAUGCCUACCAUUCAAUGCCUACCGGCAUUAUGCCUGAGAGGUAUAACAUGGCCAUGUGUCCAGGUUCAGAUCGCCUGGAAUCAUGCGCGUGGAACGAGUCCUACUUCGAAGCAGAAACAUUGAAGCGUCCUGAAUACAAAUCCCAUCUUCCCAAGGGCUUCACCACGGCAAAGGACCCACGGUAUAUCCUCCGACCCGAGGCGAUUGAAUCUGUCUUCAUCCUUUGGCGCAUCACAGGGGAUCCGUGGUGGCGCGAGACUGCGUGGGAUAUGUUUGAAGCAGUGGCCAAAGCGACAGACACCGAGUACGCGAAUGCAGCGGUUUUGGACGUUACGGUUCUUGGCGCAGAGAAGGAAGACUAUAUGGAGAGCUUUUGGAUGGCAGAGACGUUGAAAUAUUUUUAUCUAUGCUUUACAGACGCGGAUCUGAUCAGUCUAGAUGAUUUUGUGUUCAACACAGAGGCACAUCCGUUUAGGUUGGCGAAGAGAAGAUGA
Parastagonospora nodorum SN15 is the source of this 1839-nucleotide messenger RNA. RefSeq lists its product as hypothetical. Gene Ontology annotation, cellular component: endoplasmic reticulum; Golgi membrane. Gene Ontology annotation, molecular function: mannosyl-oligosaccharide 1,2-alpha-mannosidase activity; calcium ion binding. Bases 1 to 1839 code for a protein of 612 amino acids. The transcript is spliced from 2 exons. The record is from RefSeq and is a predicted model, not a curated record. NCBI's taxonomy places the organism in Eukaryota, Fungi, Ascomycota, Dothideomycetes, Pleosporales, Phaeosphaeriaceae. Gene Ontology annotation, biological process: carbohydrate metabolic process; N-glycan processing.